Molecule: messenger RNA, 6512 nt
Organism: Oryzias latipes (Japanese medaka)
Lineage: Eukaryota; Metazoa; Chordata; Actinopteri; Beloniformes; Adrianichthyidae
Source: RefSeq, a predicted model, not a curated record
UCCGCCUCGCCCCCUGCCGGCGCGUCCCGUCACUGAUGGAAAAUGGCUGCUCGGAGCAGCUCUCCAAAUCUGGGAGAAAACUGAACAGAAAAGUCUACUUUACAACUAAGCAAACACACCUGGAGUUUUUCUAACUGGCUGAACGGCAUCUCAGGGACGCCUGAAUGAUCAGAAUGUCUCGCUGGGUCCCCACGAAGAAGGAAAAGUAUGGAGUUGCAAUCUAUAACUACUCUGCCCGCGGAGAGGAGGAGCUGUCACUACAGAUCGGAGACACGGUGCACAUACUAGAGACGUAUGAAGAGUGGUACAGAGGACACCUACUGAGGAGAAAGUCGAAAAAGGGCAUAUUUCCAGCCUGCUACAUUCACUUGAAGGAUGCCACAGUGGAAGGAAGUGGGCAUAAGGAGACGGUCAUUCCCACUGAGUUGCCCCUGGUCCAGGAGGUUACCACAACGCUGCGGGAAUGGGCCACAAUAUGGAGGGACCUCUACGUGGGGGACAAGCGUGAGAUGUUCAACUGCGUCCGUGACAUGAUCUAUGACCUCAUCGAAUGGCGGUCCCAGAUCUUGUCUGGCACCCUCCCGCAGGACGAGCUCACCGAACUCAAACAGAAGGUCACCUCAAAGAUAGACUACGGCAACAAGUACUUGGAUCUUGACUUAGUUGUGAGAGAUAAGGAUGGAAACAUUCUGGAUCCAGAGCUCACCAGCGCCAUCAGUCUGUUCAGGGCACACGAGGCAGCCUCCAAGCAAAUUGAGGACCGCAUCCAAGAGGAGAAGUCUCAAAGGCAAAAUAUUGAUCUGACGAGACAAGCCAAGUUUGCUUCCACUCCAUCGUUUGCGCUCUUUGUGACUCUGAAGAAUGUGGUAUGCAAGAUCGGCGAAGAUGCGGAGGUGCUGAUGUCGCUCUACGACCCCAUGGAGUCCAAAUUUAUCAGUGAGAACUACUUGGUGAAGUGGUCAAGUGCAGGUCUGGCAAAAGACAUCGACCAGCUUCAUAAUCUGCGGGCAGUCUUCACGGACUUGGGAAGUGAAGACUUGAAAAGAGAAAGGAUUAGCUUUGUGUGUCAAAUAGUCAGAGUCGGACGCAUGGAGCUCCGAGACAACAACACCAAGAAGCUGACGUCGGGUCUGAGAAGACCCUUUGGAGUGGCAGUAAUGGAUGUCACCGACAUCAUAACUGGCAAAAUGGAUGAUGAGGACAAGCAACACUUUAUCCCUUUUCAGCCGCUAGCGUUGGAUGACGCCAUUCGCCACAAGCAGCUGAACAUCUCCCGUUUUUCACCCAGGGUAGCAGGGGAGAACGACUUCCUGCAGACCGUCAUCAACAAGGUUAUCACCGCCAAAGAGGUCAAUCACAAGGGCCAAGGGCUGUGGGUGACUCUGAAGCUGCUUCCAGGAGAUAUUCAUCAGAUAAGGAAAGACUUCCCUCACCUGGUGGAUCGAUCGACAGCUGUGGCUCGCAAAAUGGGCUUUCCCGAGAUAAUAAUGCCAGGUGACGUGCGAAACGACAUCUACAUCACCCUGGUUCAGGGAGACUUUGACAAAGGGAGUAAGACCACACCCAAAAACGUGGAGGUGACCAUGUCUGUUUAUGACGAGGAAGGCAAAAAGCUUGAGAAUGUGAUCUUCCCUGGAGCUGGAGAAAGUGUGAUCAGUGAGUACAAGUCUAUCAUCUACUACCAAGUGAAGCAGCCGCGCUGGUUUGAGACAAUAAAGGUUGCUAUUCCUAUUGAAGAUGUGAAUCGGAGCCAUUUGCGUUUCACCUUCCGCCACCGCUCAUCACAGGACUCUAAAGACAAAUCAGAGAAGAUAUUCGCCUUUUCUUUUGUGAAACUGAUGCGGUUUGAUGGGACCACUCUGAGAGAUGGUGAGCACGAUCUCAUUGUGUACAAGGCAGAAGCCAAAAAGUUGGAGGAUUCGAACCAUUACCUAACCCUGCCCGCCACCAAGGUGGAGAUGGAGGAGAAGGGCUACUCUACCACAGGGAAAAGCACCCAGAACCAAGGGGCCUGCAUAAUCACCAAAGACUCCUUACAGAUCUCCACCCUGGUCUGCUCCACCAAACUUACACAAAACGUUGACCUGCUUGGCCUGUUGAAGUGGCGCUCCAACACCAGCCUUCUGGAGAAGAACCUCCGUCAGCUGAUGAAGGUCGAAGGGGGAGAAGUUGUGAAGUUUUUGCAAGACACGCUGGACGCUCUCUUCAACAUCAUGAUGGAAAACUCAGACAGUGAAGCUUUUGACACCCUGGUGUUUGAUGCCUUGGUGUUCAUAAUUGGACUUAUAGCUGACAGAAAGUUCCAGCACUUCAACCCCGUUCUUGAGACCUACAUUCGAAAGCACUUCAGUGCAACGCUGGCAUACACGAAACUGACCAAAGUUUUGAAGAACUAUGUGGAAAAUGCAGAGAAAUUGACCGAACAGCUGCUGGGAGCCAUGAAAGCUCUGGAAUACAUCUUCAAGUUCAUCGUGCGCUCCAGAGUCCUCUUUAACCAGCUCUAUGAGAACAAAGGGGAGGCCGGCUUCAUGGAGUCCUUGAGAAACCUUUUCACGUCCUUUAAUGACAUGAUGAACAGUAAUUCAGAGAACACUGGCAUGGUGAAGCUGCUUCUGAAGGGUGCCGCCCUAAAAUACAUUCCCACAAUUGUCAACGACGUCAAGCUGGUCUUCGAUCCCAAAGAUCUCAGCAAGCUGUUUACAGAGUUUAUCCUGAAAGUCCCAGCGGGUCGCUUGGUGAAGCAGAAGCUGGACUGUCUGAUUGACAUCGUCCACAGCGAUCUCUUUGUAAAUCACGAUUGCCGUGAGAUCCUGCUGCCUCUGAUGACCGACCAGCUUAAACUCCACCUGGAAAAGCAGGAAGAGCCGAAGGCUUGCUGCCAGCUGCUCAGUGACAUCUUGGAGGUGCUUUACAGGAAAGAUGUGGGACCCACCCAGUGGCAUGUGCAGAUCAUCAUGGAGAAGCUGCUAAGAACCAUCAACAGGACAGUCAUCUCCAUGAGCCGCGACUCACCGCACAUUGGGAGCUUCGUGGCCUGCAUGACUGCUACACUGCGGCAGAUGGAAGACUAUCACUACCCGCAUCUGAUCAACACGUUCGGAAAGAUAAGAAGUGAUGUGGUGGAUUUCCUCAUGGAAACGUUCAUCAUGUUCAAAGAUCUCAUUGGGAAAAAUGUCUACCCUUCAGACUGGAUAAUCAUGAACAUGAUGCAAAAUAAGGUUUUUCUUCGGGCCAUCAGUCAGUACGCUGCAGUACUAAACAAGAAAUUUCUGGACCUAACCAACUUUGAACUACAGCUGUGGAACAACUACUUCCACUUGGCCGUAGCCUUCCUCACUCAGGAGUCACUGCAGCUGGAGAACUUCUCGAGCGACAAAAGGGCCAAAAUUUUCCAGAAGUACCAGGACAUGAGAAGACAGAUUGGCUUUGAAAUAAGGGAUAUGUGGUACAAUCUUGGGCCCCAUAAGAUAAAGUUCAUUCCUGAGAUGGUCGGCCCCAUUCUGGAGAUGACGCUUGUUCCAGAGAUUGAGCUUCGAAAGGCAACCAUCCCCAUCUUCUUUGACAUGAUGCAGUGCGAGUUCCACUUUACCUGCAGCUUCCAAAGGUUUGAGAACGAGAUCAUCACCAAACUCGAUCACGAGGUGGAAGGAGGCCACGGAGACGAACAGUACAAACUCCUCUUCCAGAAAAUUUUGCUGGAGCACUGUCGGAAGCACAAGUACUUGGCAAGAAUGGGCGAGCUCUUUGUCAAUCUGGUAGUGCGUCUGCUGGAGCGGCUGCUGGACUACAGGACCAUCAUGCAUGACGAGAACAAGGAAAACCGCAUGAGCUGUACGGUCAAUGUGCUCAACUUUUACAAGGAGAUAGACAGAGAAGAAAUGUACAUCAGAUACCUGUACAAGCUGUGCGACUUACACAGAGAGUGUGACAACUACACAGAGGCUGCUUACACCUUGCUGCUACAUGCAAAACUACUCAAGUGGUCAGACGAGCCAUGUGCAGCCCACCUGACGCAGAGAGAUGGUUACCAGGCUGCCACUCAAGGGCAGCUUAAGGACCAGCUCUACCAGGAGAUUAUUAAUUACUUCGACAAGGGCAAGAUGUGGGAGGAAGCAAUUAUUCUGAGCAAAGAACUGGCGGAACAAUAUGAGAAUGAAAUGUUUGACUUUGAGCAGCUGAGUGCAUCUCUGCGGAAACAGGCUCAGUUCUACGAGAACAUUGUGAAGGUUAUUCGGCCCAGACCUGAUUACUUUGCUGUGGGCUAUUAUGGAAUGGGCUUCCCUUCUUUCCUGCGUAAUAAAAUGUUCAUUUAUCGUGGGAAAGAGUACGAGCGCAGAGAGGACUUUGAGGCACGGCUCCUCACACAGUUUCCCAAUGCAGAAAAGAUGAAGACCACUACGCCGCCCAGCGAAGACCUAAAGAACUCCUCUUUGCAGUAUAUCCAGUGUUUUACAGUAAAAACCAUCCUUGAACUGCCUGCAAAGUUUCAAAAUAAGCCAGUGUCUGAACAAAUAGUCAGCUUCUACACUGUAAAUGAAGUUCAUAAAUUCCAGUAUUCCAGGCCAGUGAGGAAAGGAGAGAACAACCCUGACAACGAAUUUGCUAACAUGUGGAUCGAAAGGACCACUUACACAACGGCGUACAAACUUCCUGGCAUCCUGCGCUGGUUUGAAGUCAAGUCAGUCUCCACGGAGGAGAUCAGUCCACUGGAGAACGCCAUGGAAACAAUGCAGCUGACCAAUGAGAAGAUCAGCAGCAUGGUGCAAAGGCAUCUCAGCGACCCCAACCUCCCCAUCAACCCUCUCUCCAUGUUGUUGAAUGGGAUUGUGGAUCCAGCUGUCAUGGGAGGUUUUGCCAACUAUGAGAAGGCCUUCUUCAAUGACAAGUACGUGCAGGAACAUCCAGAGGACCUUGAGAAGAUAGAGAAACUGAAAGACCUCAUUGCUUGGCAGAUUCCACAUCUCGCUGAAGGUGUUCGCAUCCACGGAGAGAAGGUCACCGAGGCUCUGAGGCCUUUCCACGACCGCCUGGAGGCCUGCUUCAAACAACUGCGCGAGAAGGUGGAGAAACAGUACGGAGUGAAGACUCUGCCGGCAGCAGAUGAGCGGCGGGGGCCUCGCCCGGCCUCCAUGGUGCGCUCCUUCACGAUGCCCUCCUCCCAGAGGCCGCUGUCUGUAGCGUCAGUCACCUCCAUCUCCUCGGACAACUCUCCCUCCAGGCCUGGCUCAGACGGCUUCGCCCUGGAGCCUCUACUACCAAAGAAGCUUCACGCCAAGUCUCAGGACAAACUGGACCGGGACGAGUCUGAGAAGGAGCAGAAGAAGGAGAAGAAGAAGGAGAAGAGGAACAGCAAGCACCAAGAGAUCUUUGACAAAGAUCUGAAAGCAGCUGAAAUCAACCAACCAGCGGAAGCCGUCAUCCUCUCAGAAACGAUCAGCCCUCUGCGGCCUCAAAGACCAAAAAGUCAACUUUUGAACCAAAUAGGUGGAGACCGCCGGCUCUCCGUGUCUCCCGGACCUCCAUCUUCUUCCAUGAACUCGUCCUCCUCCUCAGGACCCCCACCCAUCAUGCCAAGGAAACCCUCUCACAGCGUACACACUGGUUCCAGUCUGCAGCCGAACGGGAUGGGCUGCCCCGACAGAGGUGAAACCCCUCCCCCGCUGCCGGUGAAAGGCAACACAGCUGAUUACGGCAACCUGCUUGAUAAUCAAGACUUGACGAGCCCCUCGCUGCCCCCGCCGCCCCCACCACAUCAAAGACACAUUCCACCUCCUCUACCCAGCAAGACCCCCCCUCCACCGCCCCCCAAGACUACCAGGAAGCAGGCCUCUGUCGACUCGGGAAUUGUACAGUAAACAAAAGGCGCCGAAAACGAAGCCCGAGCAACACGACAUAAAAGCACCAACAGAAAAGCAGUUGUUUUCACCCACUCGAUCCUCGCUCCCUGUCCCAGCUUGACAAGACGAAUACCUCGCAGCAGCCCGCCCCCUCCUGCCAUCUCUAAUUUCUCGCCUUUAUUCUUUUCCUGCCGCACAUUCCACGUCGAUGCUCUUUUAAACACAAACCAAGCGGCACUGUGAACACGCCACAUCAUCGUUUUUACCUUGACAUGAGGCGGUGUCUGUGUUCAUUCAAACUUGGACCAAUAGCUUUCCAGUACUGUCCCCCCUUUGAGUCUUUCAUGCGUCUUCCCACUGUGUACAGCUGCUUGUAUAUACGAUUUUAUUGUAUUUCAGGGUUUUUUUGUAAGUGAUGUGACUCUUUUUGUAUUAACUCAUUCGAUUGAGUGGCAUUUAUAAAAAACAAGAAGGGCUCGUGAGUUUGGACUGACAGGGAUUCCCGGCACGUGGGACCUAUCGUGGAGUUUUCAUAGGUAAGCGUUUCUGUCGUGCGCGCACGACUAACAUCUGUUCCCGCAUCACUGUCCCGGAUCUCUGUAGCUCUGGGUUGUGAUAAUAAAUGGCUUCCCACUUCACUACUGAAUAAAAUCUCAAAUGUAUGUAUUUUCAAAA